AUGAGCGACAACGCGGAAGGCGACGUGGCGGUAGUCAGGCCGUGUUUGGCGCCUGGACCAACUGAAGGUGUCAAUUAUCCCCUGAAGGUUCACUACUGUGGAGGUUUUCCUCAAUUAUAAGAAAAGCUGUCUACUUUUCGUCCCAUUAGAAUGUUCCAUGCCGAUGGAGUACUGCGACUACUCCGGCAGGACCGAGGCCUGCAGGACUUGGGCGACCACCCACGCCCCAGAAGCUCUCGAAGGCCUUUCCAUCGACGACAAUGCCGAGGAAAACGAGAAAAAACAUCAGAAACGUGGCGGCAAAGGCACGUCCAAGCCCAAGGUGAGGGUUCAGGCUAUAUUCAAAGAAGGGCACACCUAUAUUUGUCGUGGAAAUUUUGACCGACAGGAACUUUUCCGUUUUUCAAGUCCAUUUUUUCACCUUGUGGGAAUGUACCUUUUUCUUUAAAAAAAGUAAAAAAAUCAUUGAGUCCUUUUUACUUAUAAUUUUUCAAGUCUGAAGGAAGAAUUGUGUGUCUAUUCGAGAAGAAAAUAUUAUAAAUUCCGUAUAACUCUUGGUUUUUUUCAAGUAAACAGUUUUUCAAGCCUAAAGUAAGAAUUUUUUUCGAGAAAAAAAUAUUUUUGAAAAACCCUUUUUCAAGCUCAAAAAAAUUUAAAAAGGCUGAAAAACCCAUUUGCCAUGAAAUUUUUUUAAAAGAAAAGCUUUUUCUCCGUUCUACAGUUCUUCAAUCAUCAACUCGAAAGUUUUCUGGUCGCAUUUGGAAUGGCUUGAACGGAAAACUGUAACCUCUGAAAAAAAAAUAAUAAAAAAACCGUUUUCUUUUUUUAAUCAAUAGUAUUCACAAGACCAAAGGUAAGAAGUUCGGGUUAUACGAAGAGCGGAAAGGAAAUAUUGACUGAAAAGCGACUUUUCAAAGUUUAUUUUAAAACUUAAAACUUUCUGUUCGCAUUUGGAAUAAACUAGCGGGAAAAGGUAUACCAUUGUUUUUCGAACAAAUUCAAAAAAAUAAACGGGUUUCUUCAUGUUUUUGAUCAUAUAAAAACAUUUUUUUACGAAAUGAUUGAAACUUUUUUUGACGAUGUGUUUGAAAAAAAGCGAGAAGUAAUAAUAAUAGAAAAUAGUUCUUUUCAUUUUUUUGAUAAUUUUUUUGCAACAUCAAAAAAAGGUGUAUAGAAAAUUUAAUAAGAAAAAAAUAUGAAUUUUUGAUGAAAAUAUCACAUUUUCAGGACAAGAAAAAAAGCGACUGGCGUGGCAAAAAGUCACUUUACAGAGGGAGCCUAGAGGGAAAAAAAGUCGGUCACCGUUAUCAAAGGACUCCAGACUUUUGGUUUUUCCAUUGUUUUUUUAAAAAAAUGUUUUUUUCUCAGAAAUUGACCUGAAAGUCGCUACGAAACUUUUCGCGCAAAAGUUUGCUUGUGGAAGUUCGGUCACAGGAGCUGAUGAGAUUGUUAUUCAGGUUUGUUUGAAAGAGAAAAAAUCUACAAGGAAAAUAUAGUGAAAAAAGGUCAGUUAUAAAGUUAAAAAGGUCAGGUUAACUAGUUAAAAGUUUGAAAGCGCGUAGGAGAAGAAAAAAAGGAUUUCUGAUUGAAAGGUCAUUUCAAAGAUAUAGUCUGAUCAGAUUUUGAAUGGCAAGUUCAAUGACGUCAUUCAAAAACACUCUGUGGAUGGCUCGCUCUCUGAUUGGUUUAUUGCACCAUUAUGGGCGGAGCUUCAGCGGCGACUUGACAUUCAAAAUCUGAACAGACUAUAUUCUUGAAAUCGCAUAAUUUAACUUUUUUAAACAAAUCAUUUCAACAGAAAAAAGAAAAAAGAAAUUGGAGGAAGGUGAAGGAAAAUUGAAAGUUUAGAGGGAUGACUGAUGUCACGUUCACGUUAUAUUUACGCAUUAAAUUUCAUUUUCUCAGGAACUUUGUUCUUUUAAGCGUGUGAGCUUGAACGAAAUGAAUAACUGCGAUUUUUCGAUUUUUUCAUUGUUUGUAUAGUCUAUUCAGUUUUUAAAUGUCAAGUACAAUGACGUAAUUUAAAAACGCUCUGUAAAUGACUCGCUCUCUGAUUGGUUUAUCGCGGAAUUAGGGGCGGAGCUUAAGCGAGAACUUGACAUUCAAAAUCUGAACCAACCAUAUGCCUCCUUAUAAGUUGAAGCUCCUAUUAGAUUUUCCGCCAAGAUUUAAAUUUUUAAUUCUGUCUUUCCAUUCACUUCACGAAAUAUUUCUUCAGGGUGACGUGAAAGACGAUCUCUUCGAUCUGUUACCGUCUAAAUGGCCUCAGGUAAUUUACCUGUUUGAAAUUUAUAAUCAAAGUCUUUUGAUUUCAGAUAACUGACGACUCCAUUGAAGAUCUCGGUGAUAAAAAACGAUAA
Molecule: messenger RNA, 2360 nt
Organism: Caenorhabditis auriculariae
Lineage: Eukaryota; Metazoa; Nematoda; Chromadorea; Rhabditida; Rhabditidae
Source: the annotation of a GenBank genome assembly